GCCAUUUUCCUGCCUCAGCCUCCCGAGUAGCUGGGACUGCAGGCGCCCACCACCAGCCCGGCUAAUUUUUUGUAUUUUUAGUAGAGACGGGUUUCCCCAUAUUAGCCAGACUGGUCUCGAACUCUUGACCUCGUGAUCAGCCCGCCUCGGCCUCCCAAAGUGGUGGGAUUACAGGCCUGAGCCACCACGCCCGGCCCCAGGGGACAUUCUAGAGGGGACUUCGCCCCCCAAGCCGCACUUCUCCAUUUCCCUGCGGUCGUCGCUAACCGAAGGCGCCAUCCGGUGACGACUGGAUGUGCGCGGCGGUGGUGAGGGGCCUCGAGAACCACCAGGUCCACCGCUGCCUCGGCCCGGGCGGAAUCUGGGAAGGUCUCUGACAACCAUUCUUCCUAAGAUUUUCCCAAUUGUGCCUGGGUGGGCGGGCCCCGCAUCCUAAUGAGCGCUGGGCAUGUGAAGUGUGAACCACCCGGGCCUAACUAGCCCCUGAAGGCCUGACGAAACCGCCAGGCCCACCAGGGGGCAGCAGAGAUCCGACGGCCGCGGACCGAGAGAAGCCGGAGGGAAGUAGGAGGCAAAGGGCGCGCAGAGAAGCGGCAGGGCGAGCGGCUCAGAACGUAAACGCCAGCACCGCGCCUCCAGGUUGCUUUACGGCUGCCGCAGAAGGCUUUGCGGCUCUUUUCCCUUCCGACUUGAUUUACGGUUCCUUCUCUGGUCUGUUUUUUUUUCCCCUCCGGCGCUGGGCGUGGGUUCGGACCUUCUUCCCAGAGACGCUCGCACACUCUUCCCAUUCUCCUCUGCGCGGCCUCCAUCUAAGCUCUCUUCCCCUUGUCCAUAGCCUAGAUCGAGCUCCCUGUGUGCACCGCGCGCUGCCCGAGGCGCGUAAGUGGGGGAGGAGAGCGGCUGCCCCCGGCGUGCUUCUAGCCGUGGGUGUGGAGCGUGGGAAGGCUCAGCUUCCGGGUCGAGAACCUGGGGCUGCGGUGGACCUGAUCCUGAGGUCUCACUCAGCGUCCUGAGGUCUCACUCAGCGUAGAGAUGCUGAGUCCAGAGGCCUGUUGUAGUUCACCAGUGCAGUGAGGGUCUCAGUAUCGGGGCUUCCCGAGAGGUGGGUAGGAAGGCGGGGUACAGGAAACUUGGCACCAACGCGCCGGGACCCCACCGCGUCGCGGACAGCCAGGUGUCCAUGGUGGCGCUUCCUUGGAGAUGCUGCCUGUAGACAGGCGUGGGGAAUCUGAAGUUUGUGUUAAUAGCUAAACGAAGUUGAGUUGCAGGGAGCGGGGGACGCUGGGAAGAAAUGAUUGAUUUAAAAGGAAUUUGACGCCGGGCACGGUGGCGGCAUGCCCCCAUGUUCCCGGGAGGUCAAGCCUACAGUGAGCCGAGAUCGCACCCGUACCACGACACUGCGUCCCAGGCGACAGAGCGAGACCCUGUCACGGGGGAAAAAAAUAAAAAUAAAAAUUUGACGCUCAGUUUAGAGGUCAACCAGAAUCAAGAUGUCUGGGACUGAGGAAGCAAUUCUUGGAGGACGUGACAGCCAUCCUGCUGCUGGCGGCGGCUCGGUGUUAUGCUUUGGACAGUGCCAGUACACAGCAGAAGAGUACCAGGCCAUCCAGAAGGCCCUGAGGCAGAGGCUGGGCCCAGAAUACAUAAGUAGCCGCAUGGCUGGAGGAGGCCAGAAGGUGUGCUACAUUGAGGGUCAUCGGGUAAUUAAUCUGGCCAAUGAGAUGUUUGGUUACAAUGGCUGGGCACACUCCAUCACGCAGCAGAAUGUGGAUUUUGUUGACCUCAACAAUGGCAAGUUCUACGUGGGAGUCUGUGCAUUUGUGAGGGUCCAGCUGAAGGACGGUUCAUAUCAUGAAGAUGUUGGUUAUGGUGUCAGUGAGGGCCUCAAGUCUAAGGCUUUGUCUCUGGAGAAGGCGAGGAAGGAGGCGGUGACCGACGGGCUGAAGCGAGCCCUCAGGAGUUUUGGGAACGCACUUGGAAACUGUAUUCUGGACAAAGACUACCUGAGGUCACUAAAUAAGCUUCCACGCCAGUUGCCUCUUGAAGUGGAUUUAACUAAAGCGAAGAGACAAGAUUUUGAACCGUCUGUGGAAGAGGCAAGAUAUAACAGCUGCCGACCGAACAUGGCCCUGGGACACCCACAACGACAGGAGGUGACCUCCCCUUCCAGACCAAGCCAUGUUGUGAUACAGGCGGACAAGGACUGCAGCUCCCGAAGCCUCCCCUCAUCCGCCGUGGAGAGCGAGGCCACGUACCAGCGGAAGCUCCGGCAGAAGCAGCUGCAGCAGCAGUUCCGGGAGCGGAUGGAGAAGCAGCACGUUCACGUGUCCGCGCCGUCAGCUGAGAAGACAGCGCCUCCAGCCCCUCCUCUGACGCAUAGCACACCUGUAACUGUCUCAGAACCACUCCCGGAGAAAGACUUCCUUGCAGGAAUGACUCAAGAACUAAUCAAGACUCUUGAAGACAACUCUGAAAAGUGGGCUGUGACUCCAGAUGCAGGGGAUGGUGUGGUCAAGCCCUCGUCUAGAGCAGACCCAGCCCAGACCUCUGACACGCUAGCCUCGAACAACCAGAUGGUGACCCAGAACAGGACUCCACACAGCCUCUGCCACCAGAAACCACAAGCAAAAUCUGGAUCUUGGGACCUCCAAACUUAUAGCACUGACGAGCGCAUAACAGGAAACUGGGAAUCUCAUAGGAAGAGCCAGGACAUGAAGAAAAGGAAAUAUGAUCCAUCUUAACUGAGGCUGAGGCCACAUGAUAGGACUCUGUCACAAAGGGACUUUGGAAAACUACUUUUUGGUCAUGAAAUUGUUCAUCACUCCUGGAGAAUGAACUUCAUUGCAAUUUAUCUUGCUUCAUUCUGAACCUUAUCAAGAGGAUCUGACUGAGAGCCCACUGCAGUUAGAGCUGAGCACUUGUGAAAAGCUUGUCUGCCACUCUAGUAGGGAGAGGCUCUGGACAGAUGAAUACCUUUUCUUCGGCUUGUGAGGCUUCCCACUAUUUAUUACUAAAGUAUUAUGUUAAUAAAGAUGGACAUUCUAGGAAUCACCAGUGGCUCUUUGCCCUCAAGCAAUAUAGGCCGGACUUGGUCCUAAGCACCUGCCUCAGCAAUUGCCUACAUUCAGUUGUUUUGCAUAACGUCUGCCUUCUUUCCUUUAGGGUCCAUGCCUUUAAUGCUGUCCACAUUAAGCACUGUGGAUCACGACAGGAAAAAGGUUGGAACAGUGCUUUUCACUACUUUGUAUCACUCCAGGCUACGAUCUUCACUUAAUAUAAAUAAACUCUAAUUUAUGGGUUUAUGACAUUACAAUCCUGCAUUCUUUCAAGACUUCAAGACUGACAUUUUUUCCUAAGGAAGGAAAUAAUCAAUCAUCUAAGACCACGAAAAAAGGCUGUUUUUUUUUUUUGAGACAGGGUCUUGCUGCGUUGCCUGGAUUGGAGUUCAGUGGUGCAAACACAGCUCAACCUCCUGGGCUCAAGUGAUCCUCCCAUCUGCCUUACAAAAUACAGGGAUUACUGACUGGUGUGAGCCACCGUGUCUGGCCAGAAAAGGCAUUUUUGAGAAAGCAAAUCAUAUACCUUAUAACAAAAUAGAAUAGAUAUUGCUUAUCCCCUUAGCAUCUGAAAUGCUUGAAACCAGAAUUGUUUUGCAUUUUUUGAAUAUUUGUAUACACAUAAUGAGACCUUGGGGAUGGGACCCAAAUCUGAACGUGGAAUUCACCUGUGUUUCAUAUAUAUACCUCAUACACAUAAUUUUGUGCAUGAAAAAAAGUUUUUGUAUAAGAUACACUGCAGCUGAAGGGGGCUGGGUCUUUUUUUCUCUUAGGGUCACUGAAUAAACUGUUGUAUGCCUGGU
This is a messenger RNA of Pongo pygmaeus (Bornean orangutan), 3859 nucleotides long. It is a transcript of the gene RAD52, whose product is annotated as RAD52 DNA repair protein. The coding region runs from base 1491 to 2741 and encodes 416 amino acids. Lineage: Eukaryota; Metazoa; Chordata; Mammalia; Primates; Hominidae. The record is from RefSeq and is a predicted model, not a curated record. Gene Ontology annotation, biological process: double-strand break repair via homologous recombination; double-strand break repair via single-strand annealing; DNA recombinase assembly. The transcript has 12 exons. Gene Ontology annotation, cellular component: nucleus.